UGUGACGCCGCAAGGCAUCCGUCCGCUUGCGGACAAGAUCGAGGCCCUACGAGUAUGGCCAGAGCCCACCAACACCACGGACGUUCGUUCAUUCAUGGGGUUUGCGGGCUACUAUCAGCGAUUCAUCACCGGAUACUCCAGGAUUGCUGCACCUAUGACGAGGUUACAGUCGCCAAAGGUGCCAUUCGUAUUCGAUGACGACGCACGYCGGUCAUUCCAAGCACUUAAGACGACUAUGCUCAUGGCACCCGUCCUUAGCAUCUAUGACCCCACCCUGCCGACGCGAGUGACUACGGACGCUUCCGGCUAUGGCAUUGGGGCAGUCUUGGAACAGCACGACGACGACGAAUGGCACCCUGUGGAGUAUUUCAGCCACAAAGUGCCUCUCAUCAAUUCGCUUGAUGAUGCAAGGAAGAAGGAGCUGCUCGCAUUCGUGAUGGCUCUCAAGUGCUGGCGGCACUUCCUCCUUGGGCGUCGUAGGUUCACAUGGGUCACAGACAACAAUCCAUUGACCUAUUACAAGACGCAGGACAUGGUGAGCAGCACGAUCGGACGAUGGAUGUACUUCAUCGACCAAUUUGACUUCACACCAAAGCAUGUCCCCGGCCUCUCCAAUCGCACAACAGAUGCACUCUCGCGAAGACCUGAUCUUUGCGCUAUGUCACAUCAUGCCUUCGCAUUCGACGAGGAGCUUCAUGCCACGUCAGCAGCGCCACGUCACAGUGCCAGAUCAGCAGUGCCACGUCGCAGUGCCAGGUCACAGUGCCACGUCAGCAGUGCCAUGUCACAGUGCCAGAUCAGCAGUGCCACGUCAGCAGUGCCACGUCAGCAGUGCCAGGUCACAGUGCCACGUCAGACUCAGUGCCACGUCAGCAGUGACGUCAGACAGUGCCACGUAAGCAGUGCCACAUCAGCAGUGCCAUGUCAGACACAGUGCCACGUAAGCAGUGCCACAUCAGCAGUGCCACGUCAGACACAAUGCCACGUAAGCAGUGCCACAUCAGCAGUGCCAUGUCACACAGUGCCACGUCAGACAAAGUGCCACGUCAGCAACAUGACGGGCCUGCCAGGCCAACUGGCCAAUGAGCCCAUUGCCGACUACAAAAAGCGCGUCCAUGCUCAGCUCGCUGCAAUUGAGGCUGAGGAACAACGCCAGCUGACAGUCAAGGCUGCCCAGCUACAGGCUGAUGAAGCGGCAACAGCAGAGAAGCUGCGGCUACAGGCCGAAGCAGACGCAGAUGCCCAGGCUCGCCGCAAGGAAGCCCAGGCUCUGCUGCAGCGGCAUGAAGCCAACAUCAUCGAGAAACUCAAGUUGGUUUACACAUGUAACCACCUACAGUCCGAGCUGGCAAACCUUCAGCGGGCCGUGCGGAAUCAGAAGACUAAGCACGAGGAUGCCACACGGGCACUGGACGCCCGUGUACUGGACCUGGAACAGGCUGUACCAGGACCAGCUGCUGGGGCUUCCAGUAGUGCAUCCUCUAGCCGCCAACUGGAGGAACGCGUUGACCACGUAGUGGCAAUGCUAGGAGACAUAAGUGUCUUCACAGAGCCGUCCACCAUCAGCCAGCGGUUCGAGUUGUUGGACUCCAAGAUCAGUCAGCAACAGCAGACAGACCACAGCCGCAACAACAGCUCGGCGAGGCCAUACAAGAUGCCGACGUUCCGGAUCGAGAAAUUUGAUGACUACACACAUCAAGACCCGGUCGUCUGGUGGCAAGGAUUUACAACGGAGUUGGGGAUUCAUGAAGUCCCUGACCAUCUGUUCAUCAGUGCUCUGUUCAUCAACACCAAGGGAGGUUGUCAAAUCUGGCUUAGCCACAUGGCAACCAUCCACGACAUCCAGGUUUCAGACCUAUACAAGAAGCUCUCCUGGGAGGACAUGACAAAGGAAUGGAAGAAGCGGUUCAUCGUCGACGAUGCCCCGACACUCGCCGUCAAUCGCAUCUUCACGAUGGCUCAAGGGAGCACACCGACACGUGACUGGCUCACAAAUUGGCAGAAAAUCGUGGCGACGCCCGAUUUGGACUUGUCAUUUCCGCAUCUGCGGCGUGAGUUCUACAACAGGUCAUGCGCCGCUCUCAGCCUCGCACUUGGUGAUCGCGAGCAGUACAGCACUUUCGCAGAGAUCAUCAACAAGGCGAGAGAGCUCAUCAAGACUAACAGGCCGACUGCACACGAGAAGUCCACGUGGCAGCCCACCUAUGUGGAGAAGGUACGAACUGGUCCGCGACAGCAGCAGUUCGUUGCAGUCCAGUCGGACGGUGGAGAAACCCAGCAGCCACUCCAGCAUCAAGUGACGAAGAUCAGGUGGAUGCUGUCCUGCCUCGAAGCAACAACAAGUCCCGCAACAAUGGGAAGGCGAAAYCCGCAUCGCAGGCCGGAAAUGGACAGCCAGGGCAAUUUCCAUGGGUCAAGUUUGGCUUGACCGAGGCGGAGUACAAGGUCCGCGGCCGCUACGGCAGCUGCUAUUGGUGCAACAGCACCAAGCACAAGACCUCYYUGUGCCAAGAUCAG
Chara braunii is the source of this 2517-nucleotide messenger RNA. The record is from the annotation of a GenBank genome assembly. Lineage: Eukaryota; Viridiplantae; Streptophyta; Charophyceae; Charales; Characeae.